AUGGCUGGUGGUCAUGGACAAAAGAGGGUGACUCCUAUGCCUUCUAAGCAAAGCACUCAAAAAGAAGUCCCAAUUUCCAAAAGAAUGAAAAGUACGCAGAACCAAAAAAUUGUAGCUAGUGAAGAAGAACCAGAAAAUCUUAAAAAGCGUCCAACCAUGGGUAUGGAUAAAUUUUUGGAGACACAUGGGAUUCAUUUGGAAAGAGAAGAUGACGAUUUUGAAUCAAGUGCUGAAAACGAAAGAUCUAUUCAAGAAAAGCAACAAAAUCUUAGGAAGAUAAAUACAAAAUCAAGUUGUCAAGCCAUGACACUUGAUACAUUUUUGGAGACAAAUGGGAUUCAUAUGGAAGGAGAGGAGGAACAUAGUGGAGCAAAUGCUAAUGAAGUUGGAGAUGAUGAUGAUGAUGAUGAUGAUGAUGAUUUCUCGGAUGAUGAGGACUAUGUUGGUGAAUAUGAAGAUGCAGUUCUUCAUGGUGAUGACAAUCACCUUAUGGAAACUAACAAUGUUAAAGGUGCUAUACUCCAAAGACUAGAAGGACACGAGAAAAAACAAGGUGUGCUAAAAUCCAUGCAAGAAGUUGGGAAGAAAGAGAAGAGGUGA
Arachis ipaensis is the source of this 600-nucleotide messenger RNA. The record is from RefSeq and is a predicted model, not a curated record. Lineage: Eukaryota; Viridiplantae; Streptophyta; Magnoliopsida; Fabales; Fabaceae.